Molecule: messenger RNA, 579 nt
Organism: Apaloderma vittatum (bar-tailed trogon)
Lineage: Eukaryota; Metazoa; Chordata; Aves; Trogoniformes; Trogonidae
Product: PR domain zinc finger protein 2-like
Exons: 4
Biological process (GO): regulation of transcription by RNA polymerase II
Cellular component (GO): nucleus
Molecular function (GO): RNA polymerase II transcription regulatory region sequence-specific DNA binding; histone methyltransferase activity; DNA-binding transcription factor activity, RNA polymerase II-specific
Source: RefSeq, a predicted model, not a curated record
AUGGCAGACGAAAAGCGGGACGUGAGCCACCAAGGUGCGCUGGCAGCCCCGAAGGCCAGUCGCGCCCUGGGCUGUGGCCAGAGCCGCGCGGGCAAGAGGGAGGGGGUCCUGUCCCUCUGCUCUGCGCCAGGGAGACUCCAGCCGGAGUGCUGCGUCCAGCUCUGGAGCCCCCAACACAAGAAGGAUGUGGGCCUGUCGGAGCAGAACGCGGCUGAAUCUCCUGUUGCUGUGGAGAGCUUGGAUGAUGUACCUGAGCACGUGCUCCGGGGGCUUCCUGAGGACGUGAGGCUCUUCCCGUCCGCUGUGGACAAGACGCGGCUUGGUGUCUGGGCAACAAAAUCCAUUUUAAAAGGCAAGAAGUUUGGACCAUUUGUUGGUGACAAGAAAAAAAGAUCUCAAGUUAAGAGCAAUGUGUACAUGUGGGAGGUGUAUUACCCGAACCUGGGCUGGAUGUGUGUGGAUGCCACUGACCCGGAGAAGGGGAACUGGCUGCGGUACAUAAACUGGGCGCGUUCCGGAAAGGAGCAAAAUCUGUUUCCUUUGGAGAUCAACAGGACUAUAUACUACAAAAGUUUAAAG